Molecule: messenger RNA, 2151 nt
Organism: Leishmania mexicana MHOM/GT/2001/U1103
Lineage: Eukaryota; Euglenozoa; Kinetoplastea; Trypanosomatida; Trypanosomatidae
Exons: 1
Coding region: 1-2151 (716 amino acids)
Molecular function (GO): protein binding
Source: RefSeq, a predicted model, not a curated record
AUGUCGUACAGCGCGUAUCAAGUGGCGGGCACUGCCGACCCGUUCCGUCCCACGCUGGAGAUGUGCUUCCGCGGACAUCGUCAAGGCGUGUGUAGUGUCGGCUUCCAACCCAUCCUGUCGCCGUCUCCGCUCAUUCCCAAGGUCGUGUCCGGCGGUGCCGAUGGGGCGGUCAUGUUGUGGGACGCAAAGGCCACCACCCGCACCAUGCGGUUCAUGGGGCAUCGCGGUCCGGUGCUCGCUGUUGCCUGCAGCCCGCGUGCGAAUCUGCUGGCGAGCGGCGGCCAUGAUGGAUACGUGCGGCUCUGGAUCCCCAACACGCGACGGACAACGGCGACGUACGGCCUCCACGCCGAGUCGGCGAACGACCGCAACUCAUGCGGCUGGCGCGGUCACACCGGUGCGGCCCGCGCCGUCGUCUUUGCCCAAGACGGCUCUGACCACCUCUACACCGCGGGCAAUGACAAGACGGUGAAGUGCUGGGACCUCAAUUACGCCUCAAGCAGCCAGCACAUCGGCGUCGGCCCGGGCAACAAAUUCGUUGGAAGCUUCGCAGCACUGUCGUCCACGGGGCAGCACGGCACUGGGCACAUGAACUGGGUGCGCACGGUGGCUGUGCAGAGCGCCUACACAUCCUCUAGUUUCUUUCACUACAUCGCCAGCGGCGGUGACGAUCACGCCAUUUGCGUGUGGGACACGCGCACUCGCGCACCAGUGCACAUGCUGUUUGACUGCAGCGCCAGCGUGCAUUCCCUGAGCUUUCACCCGGACGGCUACGUGUUGGCGAGCGGCGAUGCCAGUGGCGCCGUGAACCUCUUUGACCUACGGCACACCUCAUCCUCGUCAUCCGCCGCCAACAGCUGGAACGGCCCAUCAGCGCAGCGGCGCUUCUCAAGCCUCCUUCAGCACUACACAGGCGCGCACCCGGGCGGGGUGCAGUGCGUCGACUUUGCCCCCAAUGGCGGCUGGCUCCUCUCGGCCGGCAACGACAGCACUGCGAAGCUGUGGGAUGUGAAGCAGGUCUACCUCUACUGCACCCUCCAAGGGCAUGAGGGGCUCGUCAAGUCAUGCCACUUCUCGGAAGAUGGUCGCUGGCUCGCCACAGGCGGCGGUGCUGACAAAACGAUCCUCGUAUGGCGGAGCGGCUUGGCGGAGAGAGCGGCAACGCGCGACUCAACUGCGGAGACCGCACUCACUACUGUUGGGAACAAGGACGCGGCACUGCCCGAGGUGACCCCUUCACCCAAGGUGUCCUUCGGUGCAGAAGCCCCUGCGGUGCGGUUUUCCUCGCCGAUGGCGCAAGUCUCUCGCGACGUGGCCCGACGAUGCAAGCUGCGAGACGACUUAUUCCGCGUGCAGAAUGGUAUGAAAGGCACUCCAAAGGCGUCGGCAUCUCAGUCUGGGAGCAGCGGUCCCACCAACGGUUGCAGAGGCGGCGGCAGCGACCCCCAAGUAAGCAGCAGUGCCGCUACUGGUGCAGCGAACGUCAGUGUCGGUGUCACAGCCGCCGCAUCGCUGGGCCGCCCGCCUCUCUCCUCCCCAACGAGGAAGGAGCAGGCUGAUACGCCCUCCGAGUCCUUCUCGCGCGACGUGGCGUACGUUGCCGAUGCGAAGGCGUGGAACCGCGAAGAUGCGGGAGAACGCUCCGUCGCCGCUCAUGAACGCAGUUUUGAGCGAAGCGAGGAGCGACUCGACUAUCUCGUCGCAUCGGUCGCCGGCAGCAGCGGCGAAGUGGGCAACGCCCACUCACGGCAGCAGCCGGUCGUUGAGGGCGAUACAACACGCGGCGGCACGAACACCUCGCAUGAGCAGGAAUCGCCGCCGGAUAGCGUAUAUGGCAGUGCUCGAAGCGCCCUUGUUGCGGCAGAAGAGCGAGAGCAGGAGGCGUUGGUGGCGCAGGAACGCGCCUACCAGCGGCUGCAAGAGGACCGCAUCACCCAGCAGCGCCUCGCGAAUCUGGAAGAGGCGCUUGCGUCUCUGGCGGCGUACAUGCAAACUCAUCAUCUGCAGCAGGCGAAGGAGAUGCAGGAGGUGCGGGUGAAAAGUAGGGUGCAGGCCGACAAGUACGAUGCCGAUCUAGAAGACCUGAAGCACUUGAUUACGCGGCGCACUGUCCCUGCGGCCGACACGCCCUCAGCGAAUGGCACAGCCUGA